UCACUAAACCUGCUUUCUGGAACGGGCCUCAGGUCAUAAAACAUUGUGAAAUUUGUAUUGAUUGGUUCAUUAUGAUGAUGUUGAUCAUGUAAACAUCACCUCUGUUUUCUUUCCACUCUUAAAAUGCAUUUUCAGAACUCCAGGAUGAUUAACCCAUUCCAUAAAGCUUUGGCUUUCCAGAAAAUUGUGGUGAUCCUCCUAACACAGUCUGGUGGAGGUCAGUCUCAGGUUGCUCGUCCACCUUCACGAAUAGUGGCAUUAGUUGGUGAUGACAUCAUCUUGCCAUGUCACCUGGAACCGGCAGCAGAUGCUGUUUCAAUGAUCCUGGAGUGGGGAAGACCUGACCUGCAACCCAGAUUCGUACACGUGUGGCAUGAAGGUCAAAACCAUCUUGUUAACCAAAACCCAUCCUAUAAAGGAAGAACAUCUCUGUCCACUGACAAACUGAAGCACGGAGACCUUUCACUAACAUUGUCCAAAGUAAGACUCUCAGAUAGUGGAACAUACAGAUGCCUCAUUCCAAAACAGAGCAAAGAAUCCACUGUGCAACUUAUUGUUGGUUCUGUCUCCUCACCCGUCAUAGCAGGGAUUAACAUAAGCAGAACUGCAGCGGUUCUGCAGUGUGAGUCUGAAGGCUGGUAUCCAGAGCCUGAGGUGUUGUGGCUGGACGGUGAGGGAAACCUCCUCUCUGCUGGACCUCCAGAGACAGUCAGAGGUCCUGAUGAUCUCUAUACUGUCAGCAGCAGAGUGACUGUGGAGAAGAGACCCAGCAACAGCUUCACCUGUAGAGUCCAACAGAAGAACACCAACCAGACCAGAGAGACAGAAAUUGGAUUUAUCAUCUCAGAUGAAUGCUCCAAGGUUUCAUCAAGUUCUGCGAUUCGUAUCAGCAUUACCUUGGCUGCUGUCCUUAUAUGUACUCUGGCAGUUGUAAUUGUAUGGAAAUGGCAACAAAACAAAACCAAGAUCAAUAGGUACCCAGUGGAUGAAAUCGAAGCAACCGGACAUAGAGAGCAGCUUAUGACCAAAGAGAAAACGGCAAAACUUGAUGAACAGCUACAGCAGAAAGAUGAACUGAAAGACUUACAAGUGGAAGUUAAUGCGCUAAGGAAACAGAUUAAGGAACAGGAUGAACUAGUAUUUCAAGCGUUACAGGGACUGAGAGAAAAACUUAAUCAUCAAAAGCUUGACGUGGAUAAAGACUUAAAUGAAACUGAUAUGAAGGUUAAGGAACUGGAUAAAGAAUCAAAACGGGACAAAGCACAGGCAUAUUUUCAACUGAAAGAUACAUUUUUAGUGUUCAAAUCUAAAGUGCGCCACAGAAAAGAGGAACAUGAACAACUUUUACUGGACACCGAUAAACUGGUGCAGCAAAUAAGGUUAAAAAGGGAGAACCACAAGGAAUAAAUGUGUGUAAGUGGAGGAGAUGAAGAAACUGAGUUGAGGUUUGAAAGGAAACUCCAACUACAGUUAGAAAGAGACAACUAUAAUUUAAUUCAGUCAGUAGUAUAAUUAAAUAAUUAAAGUUCAAACAAAAGCAUAUGAAUCUGCUAUCACAUUUAUCUUUUCAAACACUCAACAAUAGCAUUCUGAUAGUGUGUCUCAAAUCGCGCACUUCCCGAAGUGCACUAAGGGAAGUGCACUUCGUACACUAUGUACUUACUUGCAUAGUGCGUAAAAUUUGACGGGGGAGUAUUGUCUCAAAUCGCGCACUGCCUUUUGUACUUACAGGAAGUGACGAUCAAAACAUCUCAGUCCUCCUCCUUCUUCUUCUGUGAAGUUGUGAAUUAUACCCAGGGCA
This is a messenger RNA of Perca fluviatilis (European perch), 1801 nucleotides long. RefSeq names its product butyrophilin-like protein 10. The transcript has 5 exons. The coding region runs from base 124 to 1407 and encodes 427 amino acids. The record is from RefSeq and is a predicted model, not a curated record. Lineage: Eukaryota; Metazoa; Chordata; Actinopteri; Perciformes; Percidae.